Humulus lupulus (European hop) is the source of this 515-nucleotide messenger RNA. RefSeq names its product non-specific lipid-transfer protein 1-like. NCBI's taxonomy places the organism in Eukaryota, Viridiplantae, Streptophyta, Magnoliopsida, Rosales, Cannabaceae. Gene Ontology annotation, biological process: lipid transport. The coding region runs from base 16 to 396 and encodes 126 amino acids. Gene Ontology annotation, cellular component: membrane. Gene Ontology annotation, molecular function: lipid binding. The record is from RefSeq and is a predicted model, not a curated record. The transcript is spliced from 2 exons.
AUUAAUUAGCCCAAAAUGGCUCACAAUAAUAAGCUUACAGGAGUUCUACUUUCCCAAGUGACAGUAGUGGUGGCGUUGAUGCUGGCAGCAGCUCCUGGCCAAGUAGACGCAGCGGCCAACAUAACGUGCGAGCAGGUGACGAACUGGCUGACACCGUGCAUAAGCUACGGCGUGUUCGGGGGAACGGUGGCGCCGGAGUGCUGCCAAGGAAUUAAAGAUCUGAAUGCUGCUUACUAUACAAAAGAUGAUAUAAGGGCAGCUUGUAGUUGCAUCCAGCAAGGCGCAGCUAUGAUCCCCGGCAUCGACUAUGAUCGGAUCAACAAUAUUGCUACCUUAUGCGGCACUUCUUGCCCUUAUAAAGUCUAUCCUUCCACUGAUUGCUCUAAGGUGGUUUGAAUAUGUGCUAUCGCUAUCUUUUUUCGGCUCGAGAGUUCACUCAAAUCUCUCGUCUUUAUUAUGAAUAAGUGAUCAGAAAGUUGCAGAAUUAUGUGUCAGAGUGUGUAUAUAUAUUAUAU